This is a messenger RNA of Suncus etruscus (white-toothed pygmy shrew), 1255 nucleotides long. RefSeq names its product pirin (gene PIR). Gene Ontology annotation, cellular component: nucleus. Gene Ontology annotation, molecular function: quercetin 2,3-dioxygenase activity. The transcript has 10 exons. The record is from RefSeq and is a predicted model, not a curated record. The coding region runs from base 189 to 1064 and encodes 291 amino acids. NCBI's taxonomy places the organism in Eukaryota, Metazoa, Chordata, Mammalia, Eulipotyphla, Soricidae. Gene Ontology annotation, biological process: monocyte differentiation.
CCAGCACCCCCGCGCCGCCCCUCCUUUGUGCGCCCCGCCUCCGUACGCCCUGAACACCUCCUUGCACCCCGCCUCCCCGCGCCUGUUUUUCUGUGGCCCCCCUUUCCCUCCAAGGCAGUGAAGCUCCAAAGUCACUUGACAGCACACGACCACUUCUGCAGCAAAACCUUCUAGUCUGGGCCUUUGACAUGGCAUCCCCCAAGAAGGUUGCUUUCUCAGUGCUCAGCCGAGAGCAGUCCGAAGGAGUUGGAGCUCGUGUCCGCAGAAGCAUUGGCCGACCUGAGUUAAAAAUCCUGGAUCCAUUUCUACUCUUGGAUGAGUUUAAAGGUGGCAAACCAGCUGGAUUUCCUGAUCACCCACAUCGAGGAUUUGAAACGGUCUCCUACCUCUUGGAUGGGGGCAGUAUGGCCCACGAAGACUUCUGCGGACACUUUGGUCAGAUGAACCCAGGAGACCUGCAGUGGAUGACAGCCGGCCGUGGCAUCCUGCAUGCUGAGAUGCCUUGCUCAGAGGAGCCAGCGCAUGGCCUACAGCUGUGGGUGAACCUGAGGAGCUCGGAGAAGAUGGUAGAGCCACAAUACCAGGAGCUGAAAAGUACCGAAAUCCCCAAACCCAGUCAGAAUGGAGUGACUAUCGCUGUCAUUUCUGGAGAAGCCCUGGGAGUCAAGUCGAAGGUUUACACUCGCACACCAACCUUGUUUUUGGACUUCAAAUUGGACCAAGGAGCAAAGCAUUCACAGCCAAUUCCUCAAGGUUGGACAAGUUUCAUUUAUACUCUAUCUGGAAAUGUGCACAUUGGACCCGAAGAAGCACAGCAGCAAAUAGAACCUCAUCACACAGCAGUGCUGGGAGAAGGUAGCAGUGUUCAAGUGGAAAACAAGGAUCCUGAGAUAAGCCAUUUUGUACUAAUUGCUGGCCAGCCAAUAAAAGAACCAGUUGUCCAACAUGGUCCAUUUGUAAUGAACACCAAUGAGGAGAUUUCCCAAGCUAUUCUUGAUUUCAGAAAUGCCAAAAAUGGAUUUGAAAGAGCCAAAACCUGGAAAUCAAAGAUUGGAAACCAGUGAAAGGCAGAGGAGCAGGUGUCACUUCCUGGAAUUUUGCUAUUUCCAGCCUUCAGUAUGCUCCACAUAUUCCCUCUCCCAUGCUGACCUAGUCGUUACGCUUCUGAAGUGAGAGCUGGUGUUUUUGUAAUAAAGCUCGUGAGCUAUUAUUGGCAAGCACAAGAAAAUAAACCAAGUGGCGGCUUCUUUAAAAA